Messenger RNA from Amoebophrya sp. A25, 1444 nucleotides. The record is from the annotation of a GenBank genome assembly. NCBI's taxonomy places the organism in Eukaryota, Dinophyceae, Syndiniales, Amoebophryaceae.
AUGAAAAUGUCAUGGCCCUCGUCAUGUUCGCGUCCAUUCGUUCUUGGAAGUUCUUCGACCGCCUUGCCCCGCUUCCUUUCAAGUAGGAGGGGUGUGCUGCGAGCAUAUCAUGACUCGUCCUGGCGGAGAGCAGGAGGAGAGUAUUCAUCGAAUGUGGUAGCGGGCGCGGGUCAAGGUACCAUGAGUGAAACAAGACGAGGACGAGGACCACUCCUAACUGGAGUUGAGUCUGACUGGAGGACACAGAAAAGAGCCUUCAGUUCAAAGGAUAAAGACGCGACACCCGAAACGUUAUCCUCUUCGUCGUCAGCUGCUAAAGCAGAAGCUGUUCACCUUUCACCUUCAUCUAGUUCCUCAUCUAGGUCCACGACGUUUUCAGAGGCUACGGCCACUGCAGCAAGAACACGACCUAUACAAGAUAAUGACCAAGACCAACAUGAUCAAAGUCGUGAACAACCUGCUCAGACGCGGUCGAUAAGUUGUUCUUCGUCAGCGCUAAGUGAGGGAACUUCAUCAGUUGUUACCAAAGGCAGAUCAAACGUAGAACAAGACGUAGAGGUAGAUAUCGCUGUACAUGCAAAUGUUAAGGCUGUAACUAAUUCAUCUUUCGGCGCAGCCCUGAAAAGUUAGUAUGAGAGAGGGAAUAUCUCCCUCAUACUAACUUUUCAGGGAUGAAGCUGAAAGAUGAGUUUUGCGUAGGUCUAAAAAUGAUUCCAGCAGUGAUGAUCAUCUAUCGAAGAACGAAAUACAACAAGGAAAGGUGGAGACCACUACUUCCGCAGAACAAGUAGUUGCAGCAGCUGUCCCCAGUGUCCCUCUCGACGACUUGCCAGUGCAGGUUCAGUGGAAAAUAUCGUGGUAUUGCGGAGAGUGCGGAAAGUAUUGCUACAAAGACGAAGUUGCACCCAUGCGGAAAUUCUGUGGGCGUAUGUGGAGGAAGUACAUGGAAGUUGACGAUAGACAUUGUCCGUUGUUUUUGGCAGCUAAGGUUAAGGCUCAACACCAUUUAGUUUCAGAUUGGGGUCACCAUUCAGAUUGGGGUCACUGAGAUCGAAGAGGAGACCCCUGGAUUUAGAAUAGGGGAAAAUGAAGGGAAAAGGGGAGAGCUUCGCAGGUGGUCCCUUCCGUUCAGCAUCAGUGACCCCUGACUGCUGACCUUUAAUAGGGUGAAAGACGACUUGGUUUUGAGUAGGGAGAUAGGGUGGAAAGACAUGCCGAGGAUUAAGGGGAGAAGCUGAAGAUUGGUUGUGAAGUGAAGUCGUGUGGUGGUAGUUGUAGAGUGGCGAAUGAAUGUGGACACAGGAAAAUAACUGAUGAUAAAUCAGAGUAGUUUAUAGCACGCAUGGUGCAUGGAGUGCAUGGAGCGCAGAGCUUUAAGGGGCGCAAGAAGCUCCCCCUUUAGCUCCAUGCUACUCCAUGCGAUCCAUGCACUCCAUGCCAUGCG